Molecule: messenger RNA, 1650 nt
Organism: Emiliania huxleyi CCMP1516
Lineage: Eukaryota; Haptophyta; Isochrysidales; Noelaerhabdaceae
Product: cation efflux protein
Exons: 4
Coding region: 50-1555 (501 amino acids)
Biological process (GO): transmembrane transport; monoatomic cation transport
Cellular component (GO): membrane
Molecular function (GO): monoatomic cation transmembrane transporter activity
Source: RefSeq, a predicted model, not a curated record
CGCGCCCUCAGCGUCGCCCAUUCCCGGUCCGUGGCUGGGCACUGAGGACAUGUCGCUCGUGCUGCAGCUCGCCGCCUGCUCGCCUCCUGCCCUUCUGCCCCACGCGAGGCCUGCCGGUGCCCUGGUGCCUGCCGGUACCCUGCUGGUCGCCGUCCGGCGCGCCGCCUCUCCCGUCGCCGCCUCUCCGCCCGGUCCGCCGGCCGGCCUCCUGCUUCGGCCUGCUGCGCCCCCGGGAGUCGGCUACGUGCAGAAGCGGGUCGUUGCCCCGCUGCGGCUGGCGCUGCUGCUGUCGUGGUCGGCGAUGGUGCGGCACACCGCGACGCAGCGCAAGGCUGAUCUCGAGGAGGAGCUCGAUGAGGGCAGCCGCAUCACCUGGGUGGGCGCCGCCGUGAACUUUGUCCUGGCAUUCCUCAAGCUCUUCGCCGGCGUGACGGGCCGAUCCGCCGCGAUGAUCGCCGACGCGGGGCACUCGUUUUCGGACCUGAUUUCGGACGGCGUGACGCUCCUCGCGCUGCGGAUGAGCACGCUGCCCGCCGACAUCGACCACCCCUACGGGCACGGCCGCUUCGAGUCGGUCGCCUCUUUAGCAAUCGGGGCUCUCCUCCUCGGCGCGGGCGCCUCCUUCGGCGCCGGCUCCCUCGCCGCGCUCGCCGCGCCGACGCCGCGGCCGCCGAUGCUCAUUGCGCUGUGGGCUGCGGUUGCGUCGAUCGGGUCCAAGGAGCGGCCGCUCCGUGCUCUGCGGGGCGGAGCCGUGGAGGCGAGCCUCACGGCCUGUGCGUAUGUCCUCAUGGCCAAUGCCUGGCACCACCGCUCCGACGCGCUCUCGUCGGUGGUGGCGCUGGCGGGCAUCGGGGGGUCGCUCCUCGGCCUUCCCGCGCUGGACCCGCUCGCUGGCCUCGGCGUGGCCGGCCUGAUCUUCUGGAUGGGGCUGCGCAUCAGCAUCGAGGCGCUCGCGCAGCUGACCGACACCUCCGACUACGACGUCGCGGCGGGGCUGGUCGCGCGGCGCGUGCCGGGCGUCGAGUCGGUCUCGCACAUCCGGUCGCGGUCGAUGGGCGGUUCCGCGCUGGUCGACCCGAUGCUGUCGGCCUCGUGCGCCCACCACCUGGCGGAGGAGGUGCGGCGGAGCGUGAUGGAGGAGGCGAGCCGCAUCGCCGACUCUCCUAUCUCAGAGGUGCUCGUGCACGUCGACACCGCCCCCCACGACUACGAUUGCCCGCUGCAGACGUCGGUCGAGGCAGCUGCGCCGGACCACGCCGCCGUCGAGGCGGACGUCCGCUCGCGCCUCCUCGCGCUGCCAGGCGUGGAGUCGGUGCCACGCGUGCACGUCUUUUACCUCGGCGCCGGAGUCGCGGUUGAGGCGCGGGUCGGUGCGGCGGACAGCAGCGAGACGGUAGACGGUCUGCGCGCAGCGGCGGCGCGCUGGCGGCAGCGGCUGCUGAGCAGCCUGCCCUACCUCUGCCAAGUCUCGAUCGGCGUCGACCUCGCCGACGAAGGGGCGGCCGAGAAAGCGAGGGCGGCCGAGGGCGCGAACGCAGGUGCGGCGCUCAGCUGAGCCCGCCGCCGCGGGUGUUUUGUGACGAAACCCGCUGCUCGGGACUGUACCGUGUUGGAGGUUUUUAAGUUUUCGGCGAUGGCCGAUGGCGAUGC